UGAUCCUGGUGUUCAUUGAAUACAUCAAUGAAGCUGCUGCUGCAAACUGGAAGUUGUUCUCAAAACACCAGUACUUCGAUUCAAGAGGAAUGUUUAUUUCCUUAAUAUUUUCAGUGCCCUUGCUGCUAAACGGUAUCAUAAUUGUGAUUGCAUGGGUUUAUAAAUCACUGAAUGUAAUGACUGAACUAAAGACCUUGCAGCAGAAAAGGAAAGCAAGAAAAGAAAAUAAGAAAAGUAAAUGA
Gekko japonicus is the source of this 242-nucleotide messenger RNA. RefSeq names its product transmembrane protein 18 (gene TMEM18). The transcript is spliced from 3 exons. The annotation marks the transcript as partial. Lineage: Eukaryota; Metazoa; Chordata; Lepidosauria; Squamata; Gekkonidae. The record is from RefSeq and is a predicted model, not a curated record.